UUCAUCCAAUCAAAGUCUGAGCAACAAAAAAGUCAUGAGAUCUCUCACAAUUUUCUUGUUUCUCUUCUCACUUAUUCUGAUUGCAAGUCUUUGUGAUGCAAGAGCAGACCCUGAUAAUUACUGGAAAAUUGUAAUGAAAGAUAAGCUUAUGCCGACAACGUUUCAGGAUGCCCAAAGCCAAGAUACACAAAGAUCAAGUGGCGCAGAUAAUUACUGGAAAAUUGUAAUGAAAGAUGAGCUUAUGCCGACAAUGAUUCAGGAUGCCCAAAGCCAAGAUACACAAAGAUCAAGUAACGAAGAUAAUAAAAAGGAUCAACUCGUUACUCGUUUUGAUACACUACCUAAUCUCAAGAUUUUCACAAGAGACUUUAAUACAAAACCUAAUAUCAAUGAUUACCAUAAGCCUCCUAGGAAGUAAAGUUAUUCAAUUACCACCAGAAAACUAUCAAUAAUAAAUACAAAUAAACUUUGGGUUAUGUUUUCGUGUGUGAAUUGAAGGAUAAAUACUUCAAUUUUAGUAUUUAUACAACAAAUCCUUUUAAAACGAUGAUACAUACAUACAUACAUACAUACAUACACGCACACACGCACACACGCACACACGCACACACAAACACACAUACACACAUACACACAUACACACAUACAUGCAUGCAUGCAUGUAUGCAUGCAGCAUGCAUACAUACAUACAUGUAGAGAUUUGUACAUUUUUUUCCUAAGAAGCCAUGUAAAUAUGACAUGUGAAAAUUCUCAAGUUUUAGUAACAAGGGUAUAAGAUAAAUUUUGGAUCAUAGAUUAU
Messenger RNA from Helianthus annuus (common sunflower), 799 nucleotides. RefSeq lists its product as uncharacterized. The record is from RefSeq and is a predicted model, not a curated record. Lineage: Eukaryota; Viridiplantae; Streptophyta; Magnoliopsida; Asterales; Asteraceae. Bases 35 to 418 code for a protein of 127 amino acids. The transcript is spliced from 2 exons.